Hemisphaericaspora subhashii is the source of this 1098-nucleotide messenger RNA. RefSeq lists its product as uncharacterized. The record is from RefSeq and is a predicted model, not a curated record. Gene Ontology annotation, molecular function: oxidoreductase activity, acting on the CH-OH group of donors, NAD or NADP as acceptor. Lineage: Eukaryota; Fungi; Ascomycota; Pichiomycetes; Serinales; Debaryomycetaceae. The coding region runs from base 1 to 1098 and encodes 365 amino acids. The transcript has a single exon.
AUGGUUAUCGUCGCUGGAGCCUCGAGUUUCCUUGGUAAGCAUAUAACCCAAGCUUUGCUUGAUAAAAACUACUGUGUUAUUGGGAGUGUACGUUCCGAAGAACAAGGAGAGAAAUUGUUAAAUGAGUUUAACAAUGCGAAAUUCUCAUAUGAAAUUGUCAGAGAUACCGAAGUCAAGCAUGCGUUUGACUAUGUUCUCGAUAGACAUCAAAAUGUCGACAAAUUUAUUGAUGCAGUUGGAACUAUACCACUUGGAGUUAAUUAUGAACGGCAAUUGAUUAGACGUUCGGCAAAAGGGGUCAUACAUAUUUUGCAAUCAAUUAGACACCAUGCUCCAAACGUCUUUUUUCACCAAGAAUGUUCAAGAGAGCGUCGAACAGAAUUACAGUUUGUCUCACAAGAUCCUAACUUUGUCGUUGAUGAAAGUAGUUGGAACCCAGAUAAUGUUAUCGCGGGGAAAGAAUCACCGCAAGCUGCGUAUUUUUAUUCCAAAGCUGUUUCUGAAAAGGAAGCCUGGUCAUUUGUGGACAAGCAGAGGACCCAUUUCAAGCGUGUGACUGUUCUUCCAGCUUAUACUUUUGGUCCCCAAUGUUUUGACGUGGAUGUGUCUGACAAUUUGGGUGACUCAACUGAAAUUCUUCAUAGUAUUUUCGAUUUGAAGAAGAACUAUACAAUUCCCCAAAUUAAGGGAUUAUUUGUUGACGCUAGGGAUGUUGCAUUGGCCCAUGUUCUCGCUCUUGAAAAAGAAGAAGCAAUAGGAAAGCGGUUGCUAUUAGCUAGUGAAGAGUUUACCGGUGAAGCAAUCGUGGGUAUCUUGAAUCAACACUAUCCAGCGUUGCAGUUCCCAGAAGCAACAGUUGAAAAAAUUGGGCUUAAGUUUGAUAACAAAAACACAGUGGAGAACUUGCGUAUGGAGAGCCUUAUUCCGUUGGAAACCAGUAUCAAGGAUGGUUUUGAUCAAUACUUAAAAGUAAAGGGAAUAAUCUGCUACUUUUUCCAUAUGCAAAAAACUCUAAAAAUACAUGAAUAUUAUAUGGAAAACAAUCAUGAUAUUCGCUGGCAUCGAUUGUACUCAUUCCAUUUCCGUGUAGUUUUGUAA